Molecule: messenger RNA, 614 nt
Organism: Porites evermanni
Lineage: Eukaryota; Metazoa; Cnidaria; Anthozoa; Scleractinia; Poritidae
Source: the annotation of a GenBank genome assembly
CAGAUAACGCUUUAUCAUUACACCGAUAAAACUGGCGCUGAUGGUAUCAAAAAGAGUAAAGUGAUAAAAGGAUCUACCGUCGAAACACCCAUACAGAAUCGACGACAUGGCUGUGGUAAAUCGCUAGUUUGUUGACUCUUAUACCGUUAGUAAUAUGAGGGUAAUCUCUGAUUUUAAAUGCUAAAAACCAGAACUAGUAUUUUCUCCUACGGUUAUUCUGAAUUUCCAACCAGUAUAAACUGUGCUUUCAAAAUGUCAAUAAUUAUCCGGUGAAAUGGUUGCUAGUUUGGCUACACGUGACCCUUCGCCUUGUCUGUUUCACAGCUUGACCAGUUUUUUUUUUUUUUUUAGGAGUCUAUUUUUCUUCUAUUGACCCAAGCAAUGACCCAAAGAAAAUACUCCUCAACAACUACGACGACGCAGGUCGAGUUGUAAACAGCAAAAGAUUAUGGGCCAAAAUCGAUUGGGUAAUCGAGAUCAACAUGAACGAGAAUGAAGUGGAAAAAGUAUCUGGAGUGUCUAAUCGCGACAUAUACUUGUACGAGGAUGAUGUUCACCUUAAAAAUUAUCAGUAUAGUAUCUACAAAAACCCAAACACAAAAGAUAAGGAUUGA